Molecule: messenger RNA, 859 nt
Organism: Pelagomonas calceolata
Lineage: Eukaryota; Pelagophyceae; Pelagomonadales; Pelagomonadaceae
Source: the annotation of a GenBank genome assembly
GUCGGUACGCUAGAUCACUGAGCUCAGGCCCUUGGUUUUUGGGCUAUAACGGUGGGCCUUGAAGACGAUUCGAAUCGUUUCUGAAGCGUACUGGACCCUGUCGACCGGUCAGCAGCGCUUCACGCCAUCGACAAGACCUCACACCGCCUGUGCAGCACUCACUCAGCAACACUCCGCAGCACACAAGCAGCCAGCAGAGAUGCUGCUAGUCGGCUUAACCGGAGGAAUAGCCACGGGCAAGUCCACGGUCACCGCCUGGUUCCGCUCCCAAAAUGUUGAGGUGAUCGACUGCGACCAGCUCGUGCACGACCUGCAGAAACCGGGCACGCGGUGCACGCGGGCGCUCGACCGGGCCUUCCCCGGCGUCGUGAAGAAUGGCACAUUGGACCGCGCGGCGCUCGGCGCGGCCAUCUUCGGCGACGUCGCGAAAAGAAGGAAGCUCGACGCCGUCAUGCGGCCCUUUAUUGCGAAAACGCUGAUCCAGGCCAUCGGCUAUCACUUCUGUGUCGGCACGUCUUUGGUGAUUCUGGAUGCGCCGCUGCUCUUCGAGUUCAAGCUCGACAAAAUCUGCGCUUUAUCAAUUGUCGUCGCCGCGGCGCCCGAGACGCAGCUGCGACGCGUUAUGAAUAGAGACAACAUUGAUGAAGAGGCCGCAAAGAAGCGCAUCGACGCGCAGAUGCCCCUCGCGCUGAAAUUGGAUAGAUGCGACGUCGCUCUACAAAACGACACCUCCAAAGUCGCGCUGCACGCACUAUUGGAAAGGGGCGUCCUCCCACGUUUACAAAAAAGAGCGAGGAGGCGGUACUUCGUGUCCCUUCCCGGAUUCAUCUUCGUGGCAGUACUAAUCUAUACAUUCUCU